Molecule: messenger RNA, 1258 nt
Organism: Manis pentadactyla (Chinese pangolin)
Lineage: Eukaryota; Metazoa; Chordata; Mammalia; Pholidota; Manidae
Product: alpha-ketoglutarate dehydrogenase component 4-like
Exons: 1
Coding region: 671-982 (103 amino acids)
Biological process (GO): 2-oxoglutarate metabolic process
Source: RefSeq, a predicted model, not a curated record
UGGCCAUAGCCAGCACGUGAAAUGUGGUUAUCCAAAUUCAGAGGAGCUGUAAGUGUAACGUGCAUUCCAGAUUUCAAAGGCUUAGCAUGAAAAAAGUCCAUAUUCAUUCAUUUGUUUAUACUGAUUACACCUUGAAUUUUUGUGUUUUUGAUGAGUUAAGCCAAAUACAUAAAAAUUUCACCUGUUUUUUUUUUUCUUUUAACCAUGGCUGGAAAAUUUUUAAUUGCACACGUGGCUCUGAUCUUAUUUCUUUUGGGCAGCACUGGGUUAGUCCUUGUGUGUGCUGAGCUAAAGUCUACCUGCUGUUACAGGGAUCUGCUUUUUUCUCCAGGAUUUGGUUCAAAGUCAAGGCAUUAGUGAAAAGAGCUUAUUGUCAGAUUUCCCUUGGCUGUUCCUUGAAUCACCCAAUAAGGUGCAGUGUAGAUGGUGGGUUUUUUUAAUAACUGGGUCCAGGAACGUGUGUGCACAUAAGCGCCUAAUGUUUACACCGGUAGUCAGGAUACAAGAACAUGCUGGUUGGGCAGAAUGCCUGUGCUGUUUCAGCCAUGCCUCGCCUCUCCCCCUCGUGGGCCUAGAGUAACUCACAUAAAGACUUGUGGGCUAGCUGCCCACAACUCCCGUUAUCGCUGCGGCUCGCCAGCGCCCCAGAAGCUGCCCCUUCUCGGGGCUCAUGAUGGGCAGCAAGAUGGCAUCUGCCAGCAGGGUCGUUCAGGUAGUCAGGCCACAUACCUCACUAAUAAGGUUCCCUGACAAAAGAGAGAAUCCUGAACCCAAUGUAUCAGAAGUUUUGAGAUCAACAGCACUGCCAUCUCCUUCUUCUUCAAUUUCACAGCAUUCUAAGGGAAGUAAAUCACCAUGCUGGCCGAUGCAGCAGGGUCCACCAGACACGGCAGAAGUAAUAAAAACGUUACCUCAGAAAUACAGAAGGAAACUUGUGUCUCAAGAAGAAAUUGAAUUUAUCCAACAUGGAGGUCCAGAAUAAUCACUGACAGUGUGGCUGCUGUUUGUCAUCAGACAAAAGAAUAGUCUUUACAAUAAAGGACUUCCAAAAUGACAAAUGAGAAGUCAUAUAUUAAACAAUUUUAAUAGGUAUUCUGUAAAAAAAAGGAAAUAGAGAAAAUUUAGACGGACACUUGUAUCUCCUAAUUUAUGUAUCUUGGUCAGCUUCUCCACAAGCUUACUUAAUUGUUUAUGUACUUUAUCCUUCUUAAAGUAUACAUUUUGAAAUGUUAAAAAAAAAAAAGACUUGUAGGCUGCA